UCCCUUACACUAUCUCAAUCAUCUUCAUUCCUAAAAUCUACAUUACUCACUUGCAUUGCAUUUUGAACUUCUAUUGUGUUGUACUUCUAGGCUAUCUAUUAAUAUUACUAGCCAUGAGUUCUUCACUGAUUAAUUUUUCUAGCAAAUCUUAUGCUACUUUUGCUUCAUCCUUGCUUCUCAUGCUUUUGAUUUUGAAUUUAAACACACCUUGUAAUGCUAAGUUAUCUUCCACUUUUUAUGACCAAACCUGUCCAAAAGCACUCGGGGCUAUUAGAACUUCUAUUCGACAAUCGAUUUCACGCGAGCGUCGGAUGGCAGCUUCGCUUAUUCGCCUCCAUUUCCACGAUUGCUUUGUUCAGGGCUGUGAUGCAUCAAUCUUACUUGAUGAAUCAGCUACCCCUACAAGCGAGAGGAGUGCAGGGCCUAAUGCGGGUUCUGUAAGAGGUUUUGAAGUGGUAGAGGCUGCCAAGUCUGCGGUAGAGAAAGUAUGUCCAGGAGUUGUUUCUUGUGCAGACAUACUUGCAGUGGCAGCACGUGAUGCCUCCGUCUAUGUGGGUGGUCCUUCAUGGAAAGUGAAGCUUGGAAGAAGAGAUUCUACAAGUGCAAGUCGUAGUUUAGCAGAGAGUGAUCUUCCAAGUUUUGCAAGUACCCUUGACCAACUUAUCUCCAAAUUCAGUAAGAAGGGUCUCAAUGCAAGGGAUAUGGUAGCCUUGUCAGGAUCACACACAAUCGGCCAGGCACAAUGCUUUACAUUUCGCAACCGAAUAUACAACAAUGGUAGCAAUAUUGAUGCUAGCUUUGCUAGCACACGCCGUCGCGGCUGCCCUGCCACUACCAGUAGUGGAAAUAGCAAUUUAGCACCUCUUGAUUUGGUGACACCCAAUUCUUUUGACAACAACUACUUCAAGAACUUGAUUCAAAAGAAGGGUCUGCUUCAAAGCGAUCAAGUACUUUUCAACGGAGGAUCAACAGACAGUAUAGUGUCAGAAUAUAGCAAGAACCCUUCAAGCUUCAAAUCCGAUUUCGCAUCAGCAAUGAUCAAAAUGGGAGAUAUUAAGCCUCUCACUGGUCAAAAAGGGAUCAUAAGGAGGAUUUGCAGUGCUCUAAAUUAAGAUUGGUUUGGUAAAUGUUUAUUUGUUUAUUUAUUUUAAUUUUUUAGGAUAAAAUUGUUAAAAAGUUUGUGCGUUUGACAAACGUUAAAAUUUGGUUUUUGUUUUUUUGCUUUUUAUUUCCCUUUCAUUGAGUUUCAUUUGUGGGUGUUGGGUUUGCUUUGGUAUUUGUAGAGGAAUUUGUUCUAUUUUGUCAAACUGUGAAUCAAUUAUAAUAUUAAUGGUUUGGUUGUUUUUUUAUUU
This is a messenger RNA of Camellia sinensis, 1352 nucleotides long. RefSeq names its product lignin-forming anionic peroxidase. NCBI's taxonomy places the organism in Eukaryota, Viridiplantae, Streptophyta, Magnoliopsida, Ericales, Theaceae. Gene Ontology annotation, biological process: response to oxidative stress; hydrogen peroxide catabolic process. The record is from RefSeq and is a predicted model, not a curated record. Gene Ontology annotation, molecular function: heme binding; peroxidase activity.